GGGGGUGCAUAACGUUCCCCCGGCACCGAGGUGUGAGGGUGGUGUUUUACCGUCUGACUUCUUUCUUGUUGGUAGAGACUCAGUCGUGUGAAAUAUGAGUGGGCAGAUAAGGUGGACAUUCAGACCUAGAGGAAGAAGCGAUGAUGAAGAAUCUUCCCAGCUAGUUGGGCCUGUGGUUACCCAGCAGCCCAGUGAUGAGCAACCUCAACAAGAGGAACCACCAACUGAGAGUCAGGAUAUUACACCUGGUCAAGAGAAAGAAGGUGAAGGAGCACUUGUGGUUCAAGGUGAAGGGAAAGGGAAGAAGAACGCCUCUUGCAUGUUUAUAUGGCUUGCCCUGGAAGCUAAUCAACAGGAACUGGCUCAGCCAAAGACUGGGCGUGAGUGUGGUGAUGAUCCUGAUGUCAAGGGGAAGAGACUAUGAAAUCCAGAGCCCAUGAAAAUGCCAGAAGCAGGUGAAGGACAACCACAGGUUUUUAAAGGAAGACAAGCUGAAACCAUGCAGGCUGUUCUUGUGUUGGAAAUUUGACUGUUAAAAUUCUCUCAAUAAAGUUUUGCAGUUUUGU
Molecule: messenger RNA, 566 nt
Organism: Diceros bicornis minor
Lineage: Eukaryota; Metazoa; Chordata; Mammalia; Perissodactyla; Rhinocerotidae
Gene: GAGE10
Product: G antigen 10
Exons: 5
Coding region: 95-424 (109 amino acids)
Source: RefSeq, a predicted model, not a curated record